Molecule: messenger RNA, 897 nt
Organism: Pseudozyma hubeiensis SY62
Lineage: Eukaryota; Fungi; Basidiomycota; Ustilaginomycetes; Ustilaginales; Ustilaginaceae
Product: enoyl-CoA hydratase/isomerase
Exons: 2
Coding region: 1-897 (298 amino acids)
Biological process (GO): fatty acid beta-oxidation
Cellular component (GO): mitochondrion
Molecular function (GO): enoyl-CoA hydratase activity
Source: RefSeq, a predicted model, not a curated record
AUGCUGGCCUCGACCGUUCGUACCGCUCUGCGCACCAGUGCUCCGCGCGUCGCUGCACUCCCCUCCACGCGCAACCUCUCCACCUCUCUCCCCCGCCUCUCUUCUCCCGCUGCCGCCGCCAAAGAGUACCAAAACAUCCUCGUCUCGUCUCCCGCCAAAGGCGUCACGCUCAUCACGCUCAACCGACCCAAAGCGCUCAACGCACUCAACUCGGCGCUCUUCCACGAACUCAACGAAGCCACCGAGAUCGCCGACAACGACCCCGAGGUCGGAGCCAUCGUUCUCACCGGCUCCGAAAAGGCCUUCGCCGCCGGCGCCGACAUCAAGGAGAUGAAGGACAAGCAGUACGCCGACGCGUACAAGACCAACUUCCUCGGCCACUGGACCAAGCUCACCACGGUGCGAAAGCCGAUCGUCGCAGCCGUGAGCGGAUUCGCCCUCGGCGGUGGUUGCGAGUUGGCCAUGAUGUGCGACAUCAUCCUCGCUUCUCCCACGGCCAACUUUGGUCAGCCGGAGAUCAACCUCGGCGUCAUUCCCGGUGCAGGGGGUACGCAGCGUCUUACGAAGGCUGUUGGAAAGUCUACUGCGAUGGAGAUGGUGCUGACGGGACGCAACUUUAGCGCCGACGAUGCCGAACGUCGCGGUCUGAUUUCCCGUGUGGUUCGCGAGGGUAGCGUUGUCGAUGAAGCCGUCAAGGUGGCUUCCACCAUCGCCAAGAAGGGCCAGAUCGCCGUUCAGGCCGCCAAGGAGGGUGUCAAUGCCUCCUUCGAAUUGAGCUUGCAAGAAGGAACGCGCUUCGAACGACGACUCUUCCAAAGCCUCUUUGCCACCAAGGACCAGAAGGAAGGUAUGGCGGCUUUCGCCGAAAAGAGGAAGGCCAACUUCACGCACGAGUGA